CGUGAAGGUUGUUCUCCGAUGUAACCCGAACCACAAAAUCCAUUACAAUUCGGAGGUUUUAUGGAUUUGAAGAAGAAGAGAUAUCAAUUUCUGGCAUUUGUUAUUGGCUACAUGUUCCUCAGUCACAUUGCUGGAAGAUGUAGGGAGACAGUUGGAGAAAGAGGCUCAUCACAAACUGGGAAGUUUAGUAUCUUGGACUGUUUCGAUGGGGGUUCAGGAACAGUAGUAUGUGGUGUGAAAGAGAGUGUGAAAUAUUACACCAACAACAUCAGAACAGUUCAUGUUGAGUUAGCAAGAAAUAAAGCAUUUGAAUCCUCAUUAGCUGAUGCACUCUCACAAGGCAUUGAAACCAAAACUGCAACCAAACAAGCCAAGAAAGCUGGAGAUAAAGCUGCCAAAAUAGCAAACAAGAAUGCCAAUCGCAUCUUGGGACCUAUUGUUUCUUCUGGAUGGGAUCUUUUUGAAGUAAUUUAUUAUCAAGGAUCUGUAACCGAAGGGAGUCUAAGGAGUGCAGGUACAUUGUGUGGGACGUAUAUGAUGGGGUUCUUAGCGGAGGAACGGUAUGGUAAGCUCGGAUAUUUGAUUGGAAGCCAAUUGGGAAGUUGGAUCGGGGGAAAGAUCGGGCUUAUGGCAUAUGAUGUUGUUAAUGCCAUGCAUUUCUUGCUUCACAUUGGUCGAAUAGAGUAACAUGAGGGAGGGUAUACGCUAACCUCCGGAGCACCCCCACCAUACUGGCCUCACACAUUAUAACAAAUAGACUGUUUUAUAAGAGUUAAGUUUAUAGUAGCAAACGAUUAUGCCUCUCAUGUAAAAGUGUUGCAAUAAGUUUAUACGAAGCUUUUGGGCAUCUUAUCAAGCUUUUAGCACACUUUUGAAAUAAAGGGUUUUAUUAAAUAUAUUAUCUACUUAUAGAAGUAACACCUUUUUCUACAGGACACUUGUUUUUAUAAGAUAAUUUUUUAAAUAAUAUCGUAAAAAAAUAAAUAGGACACUUUGUUUCACACUUGUCUUGAAAAACUUGUCAAGAGCAGAAAAACAUCAUAUAAACUUAUUGUAUCAUUUUUAAAAGUGAUGCAUAAGUGUUUGGUGAUAUAAACUUAAGUCUGUGUCUAUUACAACACUUGGACAUUUUUAGCAUCCUAUAAACCUGAUUUUGUUGUAGUGUCGGUCAUCAUCACGAUAAGUCAGCAGGCAAUGGUGCCUGGGUUUGACACAAUUAUGGAACUCUGAUCCCCUGAAGAAUUUGGACCAGGUAAAUGCUGUUUUCAGUUUUUGAUUAUUCAUUUUGUUCAAAAUACAUUAUAUAUUUAGAAAUAGAUGCAGAUUGAGUUCUUAGACUCCAUAGAUA
Molecule: messenger RNA, 1348 nt
Organism: Cynara cardunculus var. scolymus (artichoke)
Lineage: Eukaryota; Viridiplantae; Streptophyta; Magnoliopsida; Asterales; Asteraceae
Exons: 2
Coding region: 61-687 (208 amino acids)
Source: RefSeq, a predicted model, not a curated record